GCCGGACUGGGUGUUGACACUGCCCGUCUCGCUGCUCGCGCUCCCCACGACGGCGGCAGCACCGGACCAAACCCCGUGGAAAGGUCUCCCAUAACGCGUGGGCCUCGGAGAAGCGAUCGCGCGGGCACGGGCCGCCGGCCGCGGCGCGGCGCCCCUCCCUUUUAUAUCGCGGCGCCAGCGCCACAGGAAAAGGAGGCGAGGAGGGGGAGUGGUGGCAGCUUUCAGAGAAUCCAGAGGCGCGAGGAGCGGAGGGGGAAUCCGGGAGAAGAGAGGCAGGAAGGGCGUCGGCCGACCGGGCACCCCGCUGCUGCUCCUCCCAUGGGGAACUGCCUCGGCUCGGAGGAACCCGAAUUGGAGCCCGUGAAGAGCGCCGGCCGCCAUGGGCAGCCCCAAGAUUCAGGUUCGCUCACGAUCGACGAUCAAUUUUCUCCUUCUUUCUCCAGCAGCACCUGCGCGGGCGCUUCCCAUGGCGCCACCGGAGCCGGACCCUUCCAUGAGCAUGAGCUCGUCGGGGCACCCCAGCAGCAGGUCCCCGGGCUCGUCCAUGAGCAGCGUCGCGACCACCCGGAGCGGCAGCAGCAGCAGCAGCCUGGCGGCGGCGUACCCGGAGGGCCGGAUCCUGGAGGCGCCCAACCUCCGCGUGUUCACCUUCGCGGAGCUGAGGUCCGCGACGCGCAACUUCAAGCCCGACACGGUGCUCGGCGAGGGCGGGUUCGGGCGCGUGUACAAGGGCUGGGUCGACGAGAAGACCAUGAACCCCACGCGCUCCGGCAUCGGCAUGGUCGUCGCCGUCAAGAAGCUCAACCCCGAGAGCGUGCAGGGACUCCAGGAGUGGCAGUCGGAGGUGAACUUUCUCGGGAGGCUGUCGCAUCCGAACCUCGUGAGGCUGCUGGGCUACUGCGUGGAGGACAGGGAGCUGCUGCUCGUGUACGAGUUCAUGCCCAAGGGCAGCCUGGAGAAUCAUCUCUUCAGAAAGGGUGGAUCCUUCGAACCGAUUCCCUGGAACCUUAGGCUCCGGAUAGCCAUCGGCGCGGCGCGUGGCCUCGCCUUCCUCCACACGUCCGAGAAGCAAAUCAUCUACCGGGACUUCAAGGCCUCAAACAUUCUCCUCGACACGCACUACAACGCCAAGCUCUCGGACUUCGGCCUCGCCAAGAACGGGCCCACCGGCGGCGACAGCCACAUCACCACGCGCGUGAUGGGCACCUACGGCUACGCUGCCCCGGAGUACGUCGCCACAGGUCACCUGUACGUGAAGAGCGACGUGUACGGCUUCGGCGUGGUGCUGCUGGAGAUGCUGACGGGCCUGCGCGCGCUGGACACGGGCCGGCCCGCGCAGCAGCACAACCUGGUGGACUGGGCCAAGCCGUACCUGGCGGACCGGCGGAAGCUGGCCCGGCUGGUCGACCCGCGGCUCGAGGGGCAGUACCCGUCCAAGGCCGCGCUGCAGGCGGCCCAGCUCACGCUGCGCUGCCUCGAGGGGGACCCCAGGAGCCGGCCCUCGAUGGCCGAGGUCGUGGCGGCGCUCGAAGAGAUCGAGCAGAUCAGGGCGCGGCCCAAGGGCGGGACGACGCGGGAGGAGCGGCGGCGGGAGCGGGACGACGCGGCGACGGCGCACGGGCACCACCGCUCGUCGCGCCCGAGGUCCGGGUCCGGCCGGCCGGGGGGCAGCAGCAGCCACCACCAGUCUCCGAGUACGGCGAGGUAGCACGGCGUUCGCGCGGUGCUUCGGCCGCCGCUUUUGCUGCAGAUGUUGGUUGUUUCUGCAGCGAGCGGAUUGAUUGAUGAAGGCCAGAUGGGCCUUGUAUGUCAGUUUGAUCGUAGAUGGCCCAAAUGUUGGCUGGUAUAGGUUCAGGAAUCAAGAGGAUGUUUUCUCCUUUCAUUUCAAUCUUCUUCUCUGGUUUUGCCAGAUUUUGUUGUAAACGAGGCCGGCGCAGAUAUGGCGGAGAGACUGUGCGUUACACGAUUGGAGGCUGUAUGAGUUUUGAAACAAAA
Messenger RNA from Panicum hallii, 1995 nucleotides. RefSeq names its product probable serine/threonine-protein kinase PIX13. Gene Ontology annotation, molecular function: protein kinase activity; ATP binding. Bases 380 to 1708 code for a protein of 442 amino acids. The record is from RefSeq and is a predicted model, not a curated record. The transcript has 6 exons. Gene Ontology annotation, biological process: protein phosphorylation. NCBI's taxonomy places the organism in Eukaryota, Viridiplantae, Streptophyta, Magnoliopsida, Poales, Poaceae.